UAAAUUAUAAAGUAUGAAUUUAAAUAUUAAUAUUAUGAUAACAAUAAAUUUAAAUAUAUCAGUCAACUAUCUAAUGAAUCACCGGACCUUCCCCUCUUCAACUGGAAAAUGAAGGGAUAGUGCAAUUGGAGUUAAAACCCCUCUUGGAUUCAAUGGGAUCUAAAUGAGGCUUAAGUCAACUAAUUAAUGUGUCUGUUAAAUUAUCGUUUUGCAUUAAUAAAUAGAUAAAGAAAAAAAGUAGAUGUUAAUACAAUUCAAAUGGCAAGAAAAGGGGAAAAAAAAAGAAAACAGACAAGUUAACUUAUAUAUGCUUAUGAUAUUAAAUUACAAAAUAAUAAGUGGCUCUUUGUCAUCUCAAGAACUGAACAUCCCACCCAUCUUAGGUUUAUUCUAACUCAAAACCUCAUAGAUAGAAUCUUAAGUUAACAAGUGUUAAGGUGUUCAUGUGGACAAUCCAAUACAACUAUAUUGACACAUCUCAAUGUGGAGUAUUGAGGUGGGAGCAUACAAUGGAAGUUCUCAGUGAUGCAUAGCCAAUUGGGCUGAAAGCCUUCUGCUGUCUGGUUAUCCUACCACUAGAUUGGUAAUAGGAACAACCUAAAAUGCCUAAGGCAUAAUAAAACUAUUAAAACAACGCUCAGGUAUUGUUCCAUAAAUGGCCUCGCAUGUCUUUUUCCCUUUCACAACCUUAAUUUGCGCGUCGAAACACUCUCCAUUCAUUACCCACCACUCUUUUUUCUUUUUUCAGUUUUAUUCUCUAUUAUAUAUAAAACCAAAACAACCCUUCCCCUUCUAAUCAUAUCAUUACCAUCAACAUAGAAGCUGCAUAGAAAUGACGAGAACUGAGAUGAUAAUUCUGUCUUUGUUGUUCGUGAUAACAGUGUCAUUCAGGUUGGUUAAUGGGUAUGGAACGAUAGUGGGAGGGAAAACGCAGGUAAACGACGUGAAGAAUAACAAGGAGGUGCAAGAGCUUGGGAAGUUCUCGGUGGAAGAAUAUAACAGGAGCCAAGGGGAUUUCAGAAGUAAUGGAGGGACGGAGUUGGUUUUUUCUCAGGUGGUGGAGGCGCAGAAGCAGGUGGCUUCUGGGUUCAAGUACUAUCUCAAGAUUGAGGCCAUGCAGAAUGGGGCUAACAAGACGUUUGAAUCGGUGGUUGUGGUGAAACCUUGGGUUCAAUCCAAGGAGUUGAUUAACUUUUCCCCUCCUACUCAAUAAAGAUAGUGGUUUUGGUUGUGUUAAAUCUGUAACAAUGCAGCGGUCAUUCCCCAAGAUUGUUUUUGUGUUUUAGGGCAUUUUUGUUUUGGUUCUUAUGUUUGUGGAUGGGAAUAAGGUCUGUUUCUUUGUUUUGACCUAUGAUUUUCAUAUAUUAUUGGUCUUCGAAUAUCUAAUCUUAAUUAGAAUUAGAAAAUUAGUCUAUUUAUUUAAUAUUAUUUCAUGUCAUGUCAAAUGCCUGUAAUCUUAUUUCUUUUUUGACUUUCUCUCUUCGUUCUUACCAAACGCAGUAUUAAGCCAAGCCCCGAGGAUUUGAUAUACAUGAAUGCUACAUUUAACUCAUUCAUCAUCUAUUUCUUCAUCUAAUAGCAGCAUUCGGACAUUAGCUGUAAAAUCUGAAAC
Molecule: messenger RNA, 1612 nt
Organism: Durio zibethinus
Lineage: Eukaryota; Viridiplantae; Streptophyta; Magnoliopsida; Malvales; Malvaceae
Source: RefSeq, a predicted model, not a curated record